Molecule: messenger RNA, 2256 nt
Organism: Temnothorax curvispinosus
Lineage: Eukaryota; Metazoa; Arthropoda; Insecta; Hymenoptera; Formicidae
Gene: TORIP
Exons: 3
Coding region: 238-1389 (383 amino acids)
Biological process (GO): membrane organization
Cellular component (GO): membrane
Molecular function (GO): ATPase activator activity
Source: RefSeq, a predicted model, not a curated record
CCUGAACCACGGUGAAGAGAAAAGGAGAAAAGAUAAAAGGUGCAAAGCUAAAAGGAGCAGACUUUUAAGUUGGCACUACUCCGAGUACUCCGACGCGUUUUUCGACUCCGUUUGCGCCCUGCGGCAAAUUUCGUGAUGUGGCUAUUAUGACCGAUUGUUGCGAUUUGCGACGAGGUUAUGUUGUCCUUUAACGAUAAGAAAUAAGAGAUAAGCUCACCGGCUAUCACCAGCUGCGGAAUGCACGAGAAUCGUAGUUUACCUGAAGUGGUACCACGUACACCUAAGUGUCGAAGGUCUCUGAGAGAAAAAGAUACAAAGGAAAGCUAUUCCACGAACAAUAAUUUUCAAAGUUUACACAUGGAGGGGCAAGGACGUAGACGACGAAAUAGAUCAAACCUAUCAGAGACUGAAGUAUCACCUGGAGGUCAGAGCGCUAGUUAUGACAAACAAAUGACAGAAAGUUCUAGCGAGGAAGAUGAAGAGGCACUUCUAUAUUAUUCGCUAGAUCGCUCUAGAACUAUUUCUCCAGAAAGAAAUGUUUAUUCGGAAAAGCCGGACAGAAAUGUUUAUUCGGAGAAACCGGAAAGAAAUGUUUAUUCGGAGAAAGAAACAUUUAUUCAGGAAAGAUAUAUUUAUUCGGACAAGUCGAGGUCUAAAGACAACACUGAUUCAUCAAAGAGUAAACAGAAUACGAGCACCUUUUCUUAUUUCCUCAUUUUUAUAAUAGUAAUGGCGAUGGGUUUUUUGGCAUUAUCUCCACGUAAGAAUGAAGUAAAAACACAAUCCAGAAGCAAUCCUACCUUACUGUUAACCGAAUCAAUUGAAAACAUCAAGGCAACAUUUCGUAAUCAAGAAUCAGACAUCUGGAAUGAUAUUUCAUCCGCAAUAAACGAAGUGAUAUCGAGAACACCCAAGAUACCUUCGAUCAUUCUGUUAUUUGCAAAGGAAAAUGCCACAAUGGAUUGUUUAGCUACUAAACUGGCACGUGCGAGCAGUACUAUUUUAGAUGCAGACAGUUAUCUGGUAUUUAAUCCAGAAGAUUUCGGAAACGAUGCUGGUGAGAUCAUUACUAUAUUAAACAACCAUUCUCCGGAGAAAAAAAAGGUUGUGAUGAUUCGUGAUAUACUGAAUAUUAAUGCAGAAGCGAUAAAGGCAUUACAUAAUUUAUGCGAUAGAAUAAACCCUUUAGUAGCAGAAGCUAUUUAUAUUCUUACUAUGCAAACCAACAAUUAUCAAUCAUCACAGAAAAAGCUAAGCUUUGUGGAAAAUCAGAUUUAUCAUAAACUGUCAAAGAGCAUCGAUCAGGAUGUUUUAACAGCACUUGUAACGCGCAUUACAGACGGGGCAAUUAUAUUGGUAGAACCUGAGCCACGAUUAAGAUACUGUUAAUCUAAGUUGCAAGAAAAUGAGCGUACACAAUUAUAAUAGCCCAUUGAUGAUGGUUAUGUAAAUAACAAAACUGUUCAAUUAAGAUUAACGUCUUAUGUGCGGUUCGUCAUUCGUACAAAACUUGUAAAUAAUCUAGAUAGACAAGUUUGCACUCGUUUAUCAUUCAAACAUUCCGUUGAUUCUCCAGGUUUUUUUAACGAGAGCAAAAGCCGCGAAACGUCAUGAAUAAAAUCAAUUUGUGUCGGUUCCAGAUAUCCGAUUCUUGAUGGUAAAAUUUUGCCCUAAUACUUUCGAUAAAUUAAAAUAGUACUAAAGUACAAAUGUGUAUGGGUUGUAUCUUUAUUCGCACUUAAAAAGAAUUAGUAUUACCAUUACGUAAAGAAAAUAAAAAAGCUGUUAGCAUUCUAUAUUUAAAUUCAGUUGAUUGAGUUCUUUGUAAAAUUCAAUUUCUUCUUAAAACAAACUUGUUUCUUUGAGACACAGUUUUGAGAAUGAAUAAUUUAUUUCUUUAUUUUGUCUAUUAGGAUUUUCUGUUAUCUAUGUGUCGUAAUAGAACUAGACUGCACAAACAACAAAUCACAAAUCGCGAACAUUGUGGAAAGUUCAUACGAACGACGAAUUUUUGCGAAUUUAUUACAAAUUACGAAUCGCACAUAAUCUGAUGAUAGUUUAGUGGCAAUAUAGUAUAAAAUAUAAAAAAAUUUGGGAGAUGUACUUAAUUAGAUAAAGAUGCAACAUUUUGGAGACUUUUAAAUUGUUGCUGCAGUUGUAUCAGAUCAAAACUGUCAGAACUGAAAAAUUAGAAUAUAUUUGAUUAGAAAUAUUUUCCACGAUCUGUUUUGCAUUAUACAUUUUAAAGCUUUUUCA